Molecule: messenger RNA, 1810 nt
Organism: Sinocyclocheilus grahami
Lineage: Eukaryota; Metazoa; Chordata; Actinopteri; Cypriniformes; Cyprinidae
Product: serine/threonine-protein kinase PLK3-like
Exons: 5
Coding region: 68-712 (214 amino acids)
Biological process (GO): mitotic spindle organization; DNA damage response; mitotic G1/S transition checkpoint signaling
Cellular component (GO): spindle pole; centrosome; cytoplasm
Molecular function (GO): protein binding; protein serine/threonine kinase activity
Source: RefSeq, a predicted model, not a curated record
UUGUUUUUUUUCCCCCUCCUCAGCUAGUGACGAUAUCCCUACCCCUGCUGCUGUGGCCGAAUCUGCCAUGAAGGUUCUUAACAGUUGCUUGUCUUCCAUGCCGACAGCUUCAAGAAACCCACCCUGCCUUUCUAAAAUCAAGCCUUUCAUCUGGGUAACCAAGUGGGUCGACUACUCCAACAAAUACGGCUUCGGUUACCAGCUCUCCAAUCAAAACGUCGGUGUACUCUUCAACGAAGGCACUCAUCUGAGCCUGUGUGACCAGCGGCGGACUGUACAUUACUGUCUGACGAACAACAAACACUUUAGUUUUCCAGCUGACGCUUUACCAGAAAAGCUCCAGAAUCAAAAGCACAUAGUGGAUUUGAUGGCUAACUACAUGGAGCAGAACCUAAUGGAGGGUGGAGACGUCAACUGUGAGGCCCAGCCACCUCCAAGCUCUUCUCCAUUGCUUCUGCAGUGGAUCAAGACUGAUCACGCCUUAGUCAUGCUCUUUGACAACCGAACCCUACAGGUUAAUUUUUACACAGACCAUACAAAAAUCAUCCUGUCCAAGACUUCGGACUCCUCGUACUUGCUGACCUACAUCAGCAAGGAGCGCGUCUCUUAUUCCUACCCUCUGAAUGUGCUUUCCCAAUGGGGCUGCUCUCCGGAGCUCCGGCAGCGGCUUCAUUAUGUGGUACAGCUUCUCCAGCACUACACCAACGCAUAAUGACUAAGAACUUCGAUUACGACUUGCUGCUUACCGCUUCCGUUUGAGAAGCAAAAAAGGACUAUGACAAAGAAAAAAAAUCGGGGGAAGCUUCCACGUUGCCAUGAAGAUCUCCUGUCCUUGGUCAUCGGCUGGCCUCUUUGAACUAUGGUGCACUAUUUUUCGUUUGGUUUUUAGUUGUUUUUGCGACCAACCGUAUCACACUACCAGCUUGACUCACAGUGUGCACAACCAAAAUUUGAGCUUGUUCUUUUUAUGAUUUCAUUUUUUUUAGCUGGACUGAAGUGCAGAUGGCAAAACUCACAGGGUUCUUAAGCGUCUUGCUUUUGCUCGCGAUGUCCCAAACACUGCGCAAGAUGAGCUUGACUUUUUAUGCUCGAUCACUUGGCCUUUUUUUUUUUUUUUUUAAAAAGGACAUUUUAUUUCACUAAAUAGUACACAAACAAGAAGAGCUACGAACACCAAAUGGUUAUUCUUUUAAUGAGAUUAGUUUUAAAGAUGGCAGAGGUGAAUGGCUGAGGUGGAACUGUAAUUCAUGGAGGAGCAGUUAGGAUUGGGAGAGACUAAAGUGCCUUUCUGAUGGAUUCCUCUGUGCAAUAAUGGCCCUGGAUCUCAAGCUUAAGUCACAAAGGGAAUGAAAGGGGCUUUAUAUAGAGUCUUCAUAUUCGGUUUUCCAAGCGAAUUAGGCAGGAGUGGGGGAAGAAACACUACAAAUACACCUGAUAUAAGCUUUUUGCUGUUAAAAGUUAUUAUAUCCUUAAUGUCCGUACUUGAGGAAAAAAAGACUGUAUUCAGUGUGCCUCCAGCUUUGUUUACUUGACAUGCUCCAUCAUAAGUAAUCAUAAUGUCCUCAAAACUGUGACCAUGACUGUAAGUGUUAAAUAGGUGUUCAGAAUACCAACAUUGUGAGCGAUUACCCUUAGACAAAUCCUAACUAGUAUUAUUAAUUAAUUGUGGCACGUGUUCUAUUUAUUUUUUUAUUUAUAGUUUUUUAUUUAUUGAUGUAACAUAAUUGUAUGGCGUCAACACUGGGAAAUGUUCAGUAUGAUCACUUUUUAUGUAUUGGGAGAGGGGGGGGAAUAAAGUUUAUUGAAAAUA